AUGGACUAUCAAUUCUUUACACAGAAUAAUAACUGCUAUUACACAAUUCAUCAAACUAGUUACGAUAAAUCCAUUUUCUGUUUAUUUUCGGAUUCAAAAAAUUUUGAUAGUUUGAUGCCUGAAGCAUUUCUCUGGUGGAAUGCUGUCGUAAAUUACGAAGAAAAUCUAGAUACUCCUCCAGAAAGACCAGGCAUUACUGAGAUGAAUAUUAUAUGGCAGGAAUUAUCUCCGAUUUUUCAUACUCAUUGUAAUGAAGGCGAAUCCGAAGAAAUGUACUGGGAAGAUGUUUACAAAUGCCUUUGCACGUUAGCAGACAAUCAAAAUGUUGGUGACCCAAGAACAGAUUUCUCAGCUUUUGUUGAGAGCUUGUACUCUUAUAGAAAUUUAAUAAAAAUCACUGACUUAGAUGGCGCAAUAUACUACGCACAACGCUUUUGUCCCAAAGAAAAUUCUAAUUUCUUUGUUCACGAAUUUCUUUUUGCUGUUUCUGAUCCAUUUUUAACCGUAGAAGCAAUAGACAAGCUUAACUCUUUAAAUAUCGAACCAUGGAAAUCAUACAUUCAGCAACCAGGCGCAAUUGAACGUAUAUUUGACUUAUUUAUUACAUUUCUUCAACCAGCUAACAGAACAGUUGAAAAUGAGUAUGAAAGCUUCAGAGUAAUGCUUGCAAAUCUCAUGACAACAUUAAUUUGCGAAUCAAAUAACGAAGUCUUCAGAAAACAACAAUAUGCGGCAAGUUUAUACUCCAGAUUACUUAACCUGAUUAUUUACUCUCAAACAGAUGCAUCUGUUUCAUUUGCUCGUUGCGCAAUUCAACUGAAUAAGAAAUUUCUCAAAGAAUAUGAUGCAGAUGAAAGAGCUAAACGUAUUGUAGCACUUUUAAAUGCAUCAACAUCAAACAAACUAUCGCAUGCAAUGACUACUUUAUUUGCUGUUUCGCAAGGUUCAAUAACUAUACCAAAUUACAUCUUGGCACAGCAACUCUCGAAGAAUAUACAGACAGAAUUCGAUUUGAAUACGGUUGUUUCUAUAAACAGAACAGGAAAAGAAGCAAAAUUUAUUGUUAUGCGUUCUGUUGCACAAACAAUGGUCCAAAGCAAGCUUUUGAUGAGGUUGGCUGCAAAGUAUUUAGUAGAAAUAAUGAGUUCACUCGAAGAUCAAGAUUUAAUUGAAUGGAUUCAAAAAUUCUUUUUGUUAAUUUUCGUUUACAUCAAGAUUGCAUCGAAGAAAGAGAAGUACAUCAGAAGAUUAUUGAUGCUAUGCGAGAUCAUUUCAACAGAACAGUUCUUAUCCGCAACUUUUGCUAAAAAAAUCAUUUUACCAUGCGCCAACACGUGUUACCUCAAAGGCGGAUGCGAUUUCUUAACAUAUUACUUCCCAUUGGGAUCGGAUCUACCCCAAUCUAAUACUUAUUCCAGAGAGUUGUCUCGGUACGAGAAAAUGCGUUUUAAAUUAAAAACAUUUCCAUUCAAAAACAACUCAAACAUGCUUGUCGAAGGAUCUCGUAAUAGAAAGAACUCAAAUGGCGAGGUUCCUUUGGAGAUGAGAGCUAUUAUAAACGAUUUUGCAGAUUUAGGAAUUUCUGAACGAGCAAAACCCUAUUUAUAUCGCAGAUCCAAACUCUCCGUCAUAGACCAGCAGAAUACCAUCUUUACUCUUGAAGAUUUUAUUGAUCAAAACAAAUCAAAAGCGGAAAAGAUCAAAAACAAAUCGCGCCAUAAGAGAAGCAGCGUAAAUCCAGAUCUUUUCACUACAGAAGGCAUUCUCCCUAUCACAGGAUUGCGUUCCUGCAUGUACGCAAACGAAGCUCAAUUAUAUGACUUCCAAUACAAGAUUUUAAUGGAUUUUACCAACAUAGCCCAUGAACUCAUCAGUGUACUGAAACAGUUACCAGGUUUAAACGCCGAUAUACGCCUUCUCCAGUACGAUAUGCAGCAUUUCGGAUUAGAAGACAAUUAUUACAAAUCACUGAAAGACCAGAGAGCACAGCUGAGGAAACUGAUACCGAUAUACUCCAGGAAGUACACUGCUCCUAAGUACAUCGAAGAGAUUUUCGGUGUUUUGUCUCAAGGCGGCGUAAAAUUCGACCAAAACCUUCAGUACGCGCCUCCAAACGAGCUAGACACCGUCCUUGUCGAGUACAUACAGAGGAGCUCCUACAAAGAGAUCAUGAAUGCCACCGCGAUGAUCAUUGAAGACGGAACACUCGAUGGAGCUGUUUCGACAAUUUGGGAAUUGAAUAAUUCUAUCAUUGAAGACUUAAAGAUGACAUUUAACCAGAACGCAAUGAUCCUCUACAUGUCCCUUAUCAGAGCCAUCUUCGACAACGCGUACGCAUUGAAUCCAAGACCUCAUUUGAACAGGUACUCAAAAGCCAACAAAGAAUUCUUAGAAAAAGCUCGAAAAUUCAUAGAACAACCGAUUUCUCUUCUCAAUUUGAGCGAAACCAUUGUUGGAGCUAAAAGAGUGAACCAGCCAAUAUACUCUUUGAUGCUCAGCUCAAAGUAUUCCUUCGAGCAUAUCCAGUUCUUAACAAAUCCAAUUGAUAUUUUAUAUCAAAUUCAUCUUCAGUGCCAACAGCUGUUUCAGCUGUCAUCAACAGGAACUCUCUCGCCUCCUGAUCAUCAGAUGCUCAUUUUGGCUCUUGUUGCUUCGACUCCGCCGUCAAAUGCAGUAAGUAUUGCAAUUUUCCUAGAAAAAUGGGGAAACUUGUUUUCAAAUGCUACUCUUUCGAAGUCAAAGCGUAUGUUUAUUGAUGCGGUUUCAGGAAUCAUCAAUAUUGUAAAAAUUACAGACGAUUCUUAA
Molecule: messenger RNA, 2805 nt
Organism: Trichomonas vaginalis G3
Lineage: Eukaryota; Parabasalia; Trichomonadida; Trichomonadidae
Exons: 1
Coding region: 1-2805 (934 amino acids)
Source: RefSeq, a predicted model, not a curated record